CCUCCUUUCCUUGUUCUCUAGUGCAGGCCUCUUAGGACUGACAGUUUUUAAGCUGAGCAGGGACUUGGAUAUUAAACUCUCUCAAGCAGCUUUCCCCCCCUUGUCUCCCUCAGAGCCUUUUGAGUCUGCAGACAGAAGAGGGACAGGGGAAAGAGGAAGGGGAUGGGGGAACAAAUAUUACCCAAGGACAUCCCACACCUGCAUAGCAGAGAGGACAAACCGUCAGAGACUAAUGUGGUGGAACAGAAGUCUGCAUCUCUGUCUGUGGCACAACUAGCAGGGAAAUUUCAAGAUCAACCACCUGUUUCUGGAAAGGAGAUACCAGCCAAUAAGCCAACCCGCCGAAAACCACCAUGUUCCCUCCCUCUCCAUGCACACAAGACAGAGCCUGGCCAGAAUGGUGACCUUAAGCCUUCUCCAAAUACUUCUCAUCCUACAAAGGUAAAGGUAAAAAGCUCUCCCAUGAUUGAAAAACUUCAGGCCAAUCUGGCAUUUGCUCCAGCUUUGUUACUGCCAGGAGCUUCUCCCAAAAGUCCUGGCCUAAAAGCAAUGGUUUCUCCAUUUAACAGCCCACCCACUACUCCCAGCAGUCCACAAAUUCAGUCUCAUGCAACUGAAUCAAAGGAGACACCAGUUAGCUUUGAUCAGCCACCAGACGGCACUCAUCUUCAGUUUUAUAAUAAGGUACGAACACGGGGAUCCAUAAAACGCAGGCCUCCCUCCAGAAGAUUUCGAAAGUCACAAUCAGAGUGUGAUGACCAAGAUUUUGGGGUGACUGUUUCACCUCAGGAAAAUGGUGCCAAGGAAGAGGAGGAUGUUGAUGGUAUAUUCAUGGACAAGAGUAAGACUGUGAAAUCACUCUCUCCUACUGUAGAUGGAAUAGACCACAAUGUGAAACAAAACAGGAGCACAUCUGAUGAAAAACCCCUAUCAUGUCAGAGAUCUGGAAGAACUGCAAACGAAGAGAGAGAGAUGGGAACAGAAAAAGGGACAUUAGUUAAGGACAGCGAAAAAGAGAAGCCUCACCAGAACCUUGCAGAGGAAGACAAGGAGAGAAAUCCAGGUAGCAGCACUGCAGAGAAUACAGAAGGAAAGUCAAGCAAGAGCACUUUACUGGAUAGGGAGGAUGAUCAUGGUUCUGAUCAGGGAAAUAAAGGGGAAAGGGGGGAUAACUUUUGUGAGAGUGAAAAUGCACAACAGGAAUCAGACAAACAAAACACUGGGACUCCACAGCCUGCAGGAGACAUGGAAACUGCGGCAAGCACCAGUGUGUGAUAGUAACACAAGAACUGGCUGUACACUGAAUGAGAACAUUGAGAUAAAGGUGGGAUUCCCAGCAAAGUGCUUGCUUCUGAAUGAUCUCACGCUCAUCUUAAUAUGAAAACCCCAAGGAUGCCAGUAUUAUUCUUUUCUUUUUGGCAGUUCUUAGGCUCUUUACUGCAGCAAAGUUGGUCAACUUGGGUGGAAGACAGCCUGGUACAGACAAUGCUAAGCUUCUCAAGCUGGUGAUUCUCCAAGAAGAAUGACAGAGAAAAGUCUUCUCUGUUCAGUUACAGAAAGAAACAGCUGCUGAGGUGUCACAUUUCGCUCCACUGUCCAGCUCUAACAGUAACAGCAUUUUUCAAGUGGAAAGAACUCUAAUGCAUAUUCAUUAUGUUUUCUGAUUAAAGUGGACUUUUCCAAACCUCUUGUGGACUGCCUGCUGUAACUCCACUGCAUGCAUAUCAGUUACACAGUCACCCACAGAACCACGCAGAACAGUCCUUUUUUGAUUUAGUUAGGGACUAUGGGAUAAUUUACGUGUGUGGUAAAGGAAACUUUCCAUUUGGUAAGAUAAGAAUGGGACUUAUCCUUCAGUUCUUCUUGCUUUGCUGGGUAUGGGGUGGGCUGUGGGUGUCCUUGUACACAAAGCUUAAACUAACCCUGUGUCUCUUUUGGCACUGUUUAUCCGACUGUCUGAUUGUUAUUUAUGUAUGUAGACUGGAAAAUCUAGGAGAACAAUCUGAAAGGGAAUUGUCCUUAUGGCCAAUGUAGGGUUUAGAUUUGCUUUCUUUAAG
Gekko japonicus is the source of this 2057-nucleotide messenger RNA. It is a transcript of the gene RCSD1, whose product is annotated as RCSD domain containing 1. NCBI's taxonomy places the organism in Eukaryota, Metazoa, Chordata, Lepidosauria, Squamata, Gekkonidae. The coding region runs from base 163 to 1275 and encodes 370 amino acids. The transcript is spliced from 6 exons. The record is from RefSeq and is a predicted model, not a curated record. Gene Ontology annotation, biological process: retrograde transport, endosome to Golgi; protein localization to endosome; skeletal muscle contraction. Gene Ontology annotation, molecular function: phosphatidylinositol phosphate binding; retromer complex binding; actin filament binding. Gene Ontology annotation, cellular component: early endosome; WASH complex.